Molecule: messenger RNA, 265 nt
Organism: Candidula unifasciata
Lineage: Eukaryota; Metazoa; Mollusca; Gastropoda; Stylommatophora; Geomitridae
Source: the annotation of a GenBank genome assembly
UUAGAUCUCAGUGACAACAGAAUAUCGGGAGGUUUAGAUCACUUGACUGGCUGCACUAAACUAACACAUCUAAGCUUGAGUGGAAACAAGAUUAAGAAUAUGGAUAUCCUGGAUGGUUUAAAAGAUCUUCAGUGCUUGCAGUCUCUGGAUUUAUUCAAUUGUGAGGUGACUAACAUUGAUCAGUAUAGAGAGAAGGUGUUUGCUAAGCUGUCACAGAUUACCUAUCUGGAUGGAUUUGAUAGAGAUGAACAGGAAGAGGCUGAUG